Molecule: messenger RNA, 756 nt
Organism: Closterium sp. NIES-65
Lineage: Eukaryota; Viridiplantae; Streptophyta; Zygnematophyceae; Desmidiales; Closteriaceae
Source: the annotation of a GenBank genome assembly
AUGCUAUCAGAGCAUCUACGCUCUUGGCCUGUGGGCCCACCUAACUGCUUCCGCUGCUACUCUGAGUUCGGCACGCCCCGUGGCGUGCCCCUCGCGCUACUCUUAGCGGCCCCGUUGCCGCCCUUCCAGGCCCCUCGCGGCCCCUUCGCGGCCCCGUUGCCGCCCUUCCAAGCCCCUCGCGGCCCCUUUGCGGCCCCAUCGCCGCCCCUUUCGCGGCCCGUCGCCGCCCUUCCAGGCCCCUCGCGGCCCCUUCGCGGCCCCGUCGCCGCCCCUAUCGGCCCCGUCGACGCCGCCAGUGGCCCCGUCGCCGACCCUAGCGGCCCCGUCGCCGCUCCUAUCGGCCCCGUCGCCGCCGCCAGCGGCCCCGUCGCCGCCGCCAGCGGCCCCGUCGCCGCCGCCAGCGGCCCCGUCGCCGACCCUAGCGGCCCCGUCGUCGCUCCUAUCGGCCCCGUCGCCACAGCCAGCGGCCCCGUCGUCGCCGCUAGCGGCCCCGUCGCCGACCCUAUCGGCCUCGUCGCCGCCAGCGGCCCCGUCGACGACCCUAGCGGCCCCGUCGCCGCCCCUAUCGGCCCCGUCGCCGCCACUUGCGGCCCCGUCGCCGCCCCUAUCGGCCCCGUCGCCGCCUCCAGCGGCCCCGUCGCCGCCACUUGCGGCCCCGGCCCCGCCCCGGCCAUGCUCCGUCGCCAGCCGCGGCGCACCGGGGGCACGUGCACCCCCCCCCCCCCCCCCCCUUUUCCCGUCGCCUCUGCCGCUUAG